Molecule: messenger RNA, 8585 nt
Organism: Branchiostoma belcheri (Belcher's lancelet)
Lineage: Eukaryota; Metazoa; Chordata; Leptocardii; Amphioxiformes; Branchiostomatidae
Product: spectrin alpha chain, non-erythrocytic 1-like
Exons: 62
Coding region: 89-7549 (2486 amino acids)
Biological process (GO): actin cytoskeleton organization
Cellular component (GO): cell projection; cell junction; plasma membrane
Molecular function (GO): calcium ion binding; actin filament binding
Source: RefSeq, a predicted model, not a curated record
UUGUCAUUUGCAUAGAGAAGUACAAGAAAGGAGUCAACUGUUCAGCAAGGUUUGGCGCUGCACUCCCGCCAAAACAUCGAUUUCGAAGAUGACCGAAACUCAAAGUCAAGGACCCAAGGUCCUCGAGACGGUCGAGGACAUCCAGGCUCGACGUGACGAGGUGCUGGGACGCUACGGCAAGUUCAAGGAGGAUGUCGCCUUCCGCAGACAAAUGCUCCACGACUCCAGGAGAUACUUGUACUUCAAGCGGGAUGCAGAUGAACUGGAGAAGUGGAUCGUGGAGAAACUGCAGAUUGCAGCAGAGGAGAGCUACAAGGACCCUACUAACCUACAGGGUAAGUUACAGAAACACCAGGCAUUCGAAGCGGAGGUCCAGGCCAACAGUAACGCCAUCAUGGUGCUGGAUACCACCGGCCAGGAGAUGAUCUCGGAGAACCACUUCCGCUCAAACGACAUCCAGGCUACCCUGGAUGAGCUCCAUCGGCUGUGGGACCUGCUGAUGCUGAAGCUGGCAGACAAGGGAGUCAAACUCAUGCAGGCCAUGAAGCUGGUGCAGUUCCUGCGUCUGUGUGAUGAGGUGAACUACUGGAUUAAGGACAAGGAGGCGUUUGCGAGCGCGGUGGAGACAGGACGAGACCUGGAGCAUGUGGAGGUCCUACAGAAACAGUUUGAGGAGUUCCAGACAGACCUGUCUGCCCAUGAGGAGAAAAUCAACGAUGUGAACAACACGGCCGACUCGCUGGUCAACGACGAGCACCCAGAGGUCGAGCAGAUCAGGAACAAACAAGAGGAGGUGAAUGCGGCCUGGCAGCGCCUGAAGCAGCUGUCCAUGGAGCGGCAGGAGAAACUGUUUGGAGCAGCAGAGAUACAGAGGUUCAACAGGGAUGCUGACGAGACGAUCUCCUGGAUCAAUGAGAAGGACAGCACGCUGUCGUCUGAGGACAUUGGGAAGGACCUGCCAGAGGUGCAGGCUCUACAGCGUAAACACGAGGGCGUGGAGAGGGACCUCGCCGCUCUCGAGGACAAGGUUACCACGCUAAGUGCAGAGGCAGACCGCCUGCAGUCCGCCCACCCGGAGAGUGCAGACGACAUCGGGACCAAGAAGGAUGAAGUCCUGGAGGCCUGGGACAGGAUUAAGACCAAGGGUGAGGAGCGUAAGUCGCGUCUGAACGACUCGUACCGGCUGCAGCGGUUCCUAGCGGACCACCGUGACCUGGUGUCGUGGUGUAACGAGAUGCGCGCCCUCAUCUCCGCUGAUGAGCUGGCCAAGGACGUCCCCGGGGCAGAGGCUCUGCUGGACAAGCACCAGGAACACAAGGGAGAGAUUGAUGCCCGUGAGGACAGUUUCCGCACCACGGCUGAGGCAGGGCAGGGUCUCCUGGAGGAGAACCACUUCGCUUCAGAUGAGGUCAAGGAAAAGCUUGUUGCGCUGGCGAAUGAGAAGACGUCCCUACUGGAGCUGUGGGACGAGCGCCACGUGCAGUACGAACAGUGUCUGGACCUGCAGCUGUUCUACAGGGAUGUGGAACAAGCAGAGGCAUGGAUGGGCAAACAGGAGGCUUUCCUAGCCAAUGAUGACCUGGGAGACUCGCUGGACUCUGUGGAGGCUCUCAUCAAGAAACAGGAGGACUUUGAGAAGUCUCUGGCCGCUCAGGAGGAGAAGAUUAACGCCCUGAAUGACUUUGCCAACAAGCUGAUUGAGAACAACCACUACGCCUCUGAUGAUGUGGCUGCCAAGAGGGAUGCUCUGCUGACCCGACGUGAAGAGUUACUGAAGAAGUCCCAGGCCCGUCACACAGUCCUGGAGGACUCCUACCGCCUGCAGCAGUUCCAGCGUGAUGCUGACGAGGUCAAGGCCUGGAUCAACGAGAAACUCAAGACUGCAACUGACGAAUCUUACAAGGACCCGACCAACCUGCAGGGUAAGAUCCAGAAGCACCAGGCGUUCGAGGCAGAGCUUCAGACCAACCAGGGUCGCGUGGACGCCGUGAACCAGCAGGGGCGAGACCUGAUCGACGCUGACCACUACAGCAGGGACAACAUCGAGGCACAGCUGGAGGAGAUCGCUGCUCUCUGGGACCAGCUCAAACUGGCCUCUGAGAAUAAAGACAAGAAGCUGCGAGAAGCCCAGCAGCAGCAGCAGUUUAACCGCGGCUGCGAGGACGUGGAGCUGUGGCUCACGGAGGUCGAGGGUCACCUGGCCUCCGAGGAUCUUGGGAAGGAUCUGCCCAGUGUACAGAACCUGCAGAAGAAGCAUGCUCUACUGGAGGCUGAUGUGGCUGCUCAUCAGGAGCGUAUGGAUGGGAUUGCCAUCCAGGCUAAGCAGUUUGUGGACGAGGGUCACUUCGACGCAGACAACAUCAAGGCCAAACAGGAGGCUCUACAGGAGAGAUACGAUGCACUGCAGGAGCCCCUGGCAGCUCGUAAGGCGAAGCUUGCAGACUCCCUGAGACUGCAGCAGCUGGUUCGGGAUAUUGAGGAUGAGGAGGCCUGGAUCAGGGAGAAGGAGCCGGUGGCGUCCUCUACAAACAGAGGGCGAGAUCUGAUAGGAGUACAGAACCUCCUGAAGAAGCACCAGGCCCUUCAGGCGGAGAUUGCCGGGCACGAGAACCGCAUCAAAGCGGUCUGCCAAACCGGACAGGACAUGAUCCAGGAGGAACACUUUGCCGCAGACGACAUCAACUCUAAAGUGUCAGGACUCGAGGACAAGUGGCAAGGACUCAAGGACAAGGCAGCCCAGAGGAAGCAGGACCUGGAUGACUCUCUCCAGGCUCAGCAGUACUUUGCUGAUGCCAACGAGGCCGAGUCGUGGAUGAAGGAAAAGGAGCCGAUUAUUGGAAGUAUUGACUAUGGAAAGGACGAGGACUCAGCUGAGGCCCUCUUAAAGAAACAUGAGGCCAUCGUGUCAGACCUGGAUGCUUACGGAACCAGCAUCGAGGCACUUCGGGAACAGGCUAAGGCCUGCAAGCAACAAGAAGCGCCCGUAGAGGAUGACACAGGCCGGCAGUGUGUAGUCGCUCUGUACGACUACCAGGAGAAGUCACCGCGUGAGGUGUCUAUGAAGAAAGGAGACGUGUUGGUGUUGUUGAACAGUGCGAACAAGGAUUGGUGGAAGGUAGAAGUGAAUGAUCGCCAGGGUUUCGUGCCCGCCGCGUACGUGAAGAAGAUCGAUGCCGCUCAGUCGGCGUCACGAGAGAACGUCUCAGGACAGGCUGUGAACAGUGUGGCAGCCAGGCAGGAACAGAUUGAGAAACAGUACGACACUCUGCAGUCUUUGGCCAACGACCGCAAGUCCAACCUGGAGAAGUCCUGCAAGAAGUUCAUGCUCAUCCGUGAGGCCAACGAACUGCAAAACUGGAUUAACGAAAAGGAGGCCAUCGCAGCAUCUGAGGAGCUUGGGGAUGACCUGGAACAUGUGGAGGAACUGCAGAAGAAGUUUGACAACUUCUCCAAGGAUCUUAAGUCUCACCAGAACCGACUACAAGAGAUCAACGAGAUUGCCCGUAAGCUUGAGGAGGAGGGCAUGAUAGUGGCAGAGGAGGCGCCGGCUGUACAGGCACAGGUUGCUUACGCUGUAGAAGCCGCUCCUGUGAAUGCCGCCAUGCUUGGUGCGGCUCCCGGCGCCGCGGGCGAGUUACAGGCUACUCGUACAACUGUCACCACCACACGAACUGCCGUAGAUACACAGAACUUACAGGCUGAUGAGACUGAUGCUAAGGCAUCUUGGAAAGACUUAGCUUUCCGCUUGAAUGUGAUUGCGAACCUGAACCAGCGCUGGGCAGCCCUGGAGCAGCUCGCCAGUGAUCGCAGCGCCACCUUGGGGAGUGCACAUGAAGUGCAGCGCUUCCACAGGGAUGCAGAGGAGACCAAAGACUGGAUAGCUGAGAAGGACCAGGCCCUGAACACAGAUAACUACGGACACGACCUGGCCAGCGUACAGGCUCUGCAGCGCAAACAUGAGGGCUUCGAGAGGGACCUCGCCGCUCUGGGGGAUAAGGUCCACUCCCUGGAUGACACCAGCCAGCGCCUGAUCCAGACCCACCCCGAGGCGGCAGACUCCAUCUCGGAGAAGCAGUCGGAGAUCAACGACGCCUGGGGAAACCUGACGGCCCGCGCCGACGCUCGCAAGGCCAAACUCAUGGACUCACAGGACUACCAGCGAUUCCUGUCUGACUUCAGGGACCUGAUGUCGUGGAUCAACGGCAUCAUGACGCUGGUGUCCUCGGACGAACUCGCCAAAGACGUGACGGGGGCGGAGGCUCUGCUGGAGCGGCACCAGGACCACCGGACAGAGAUCGACGCCCGAGCCGGAAGCUUCCAGGCCUUCGAGAACUUUGGGCAGCAGCUGCUCGCCAAGAACCACUACGCCAGUCCGGACAUCGAGGAGAAACUGGCCACGCUGGCACGGGAGAGGGAGGAACUCGAGAAGGCCUGGGUAGCCCGUCGUAUGAAGCUUGACCAGUGUCUGGAGCUGCAGCUGUUUAACCGUGACUGUGAGCAGGCCGAGGCAUGGAUGGCAUCCCGAGAAGCCUUCCUGCAGGAGGCUGAGGGGCCUGAGGGGUCCUCGGUGGAGGCUAUGAUCAAGAAACAUGAGGACUUUGAUAAGGCUAUCAAUGCACAGGAGGAGAAGAUCCUUGCCCUGCAGUCGUUCGCUGACCAGCUGAUCGCGGCUGACCACUACGACUCUCCGGCCAUCACUGACCGUCGGGACGAGGUGCUGGACCGCUGGCGCUCCUUGAAGGCUGCCCUGAUCGAGAAGCGCUCCAAGCUGGGAGAGUCCCAGAGCCUUCAGCAGUUCAGCCGUGAUGCUGAUGAGAUCGAGGCCUGGAUCAGUGAGAAACUGCAGACAGCCACGGAUGAGAGCUACAAGGACCCUGCUAACAUACAGAGCAAGCACCAGAAGCACCAGGCGUUUGAGGCUGAGCUGGCUGCUAACGCCGACCGUGUGCAGGGGGUCAUCGGCAUGGGACAGAGUCUGAUUGACCAGAACAAGUGUGCAGGUAGUGAGGAGGCAGUGAGUGCUCGGAUUGUCAGCCUGGGCGACCAAUGGGAGUACCUGGUGCAGAAGUCUGCCGAGAAGAGCCAGAUGCUGAAGGAAGCCAACAUGCUGCAGAAUUUCAACACCGGCGUGAAGGAGAUAGAGUACUGGCUGACUGAGGUGGAGGCUCUGGUCCAGUCUGAGGACUACGGUAAGGACCUGGCCUCCGUCUCCAACCUGAUGAAGAAACACCAGCUUCUGGAGGCUGACAUCACCGCGCAUCAGGACCGUAUCCGUGACCUGAACAACCAGGCCGACACCUUCAUCUCCUCCAACCACUACGAUAUGGAGUCCAUCAAGGAGAAGAAGACGACCAUCAACACACGCUUCGAGCGGCUGCAGAACCUGGCAUCGGAGCGGCGACAGCGCCUGCAGGAGUCCCUCACACUGCACCAGUUCUUCAGGGACAUUGAUGAUGAGGAGGCUUGGAUCAAGGAGAAGAAGCUCCUUGUGAGCUCAGACGACUACGGGCGUGACCUGACCGGAGUGCAGAACCUGCGCAAGAAACACAAACGUCUGGAGGCUGAGCUGGCAGGACAUGACCCUGCUAUUCAGGCUGUACAGAACACAGGAGAAGGCCUGAUGGCCCAGUCCAGUCUGGGAGCAGCCGAGAUCCAGCGCAGGUGUGACGAGCUCACCGCCAACUGGUCAGAACUCAAACAGCUCGCAGCUAACAGAGGCCAAAAACUUGAAGACUCUCUGGCCUACCAGCAGUUCAGUGCUAAUGUGGAUGAGGAGGAGUCCUGGAUCAAUGAGAAGCAGAACCUGGUGUCCAGCGAGGACUAUGGAGACACCCUGGCUGCCGUACAGGGUCUGCAGAAGAAGCAUGAGGCAUUUGAGACGGACUUCAAGGUUCACCGUGAGAGAGUUGACUACAUCUACUCACAGGGCAACAAGCUGAUUGAUGAGGGUAACCACCGCUCAGAUGACAUCAAGGGCCGUAUCCAGUCUCUGGAGUCCAAGGUUCGCUCUCUAGAGGACAGCGCCACCAAGCGCAAACAGAACCUGGACGACAACUCAGCUUUCCUGCAGUUCAACUGGAAGGCAGACGUUGUGGAGUCUUGGAUCGCUGACAAGGAGGCUACUGUGUUCUCCGAUGACUACGGGCGAGACCUGAGCUCAGUGCAGACCCUGCUGACCAAACAGGAGACAUUUGACGCUGGUCUGCAGGCGUUUGAAAAGGAAGGCAUCACCACCAUCACCAAGCUGAAGGACCAACUGGUGGCCUCGCAGCACGCCCAGUCUGACGCCAUCAAGCAGCGACAUGCAAACCUCAUCAAGCGCUGGGAGAAACUGCUGGCAGACUCAGGGGCUCGCAAGCAGCGCCUGCUGCGCUCCCAGGAACAGUUUAAGCAGGUGGAGGACCUGUUCCUGCUCUUCGCCAAGAAAGCCUCGGCCUUCAACAGCUGGUUCGAGAACGCCGAGGAGGACCUCACCGACCCCGUCCGCUGUAACUCCAUCGAGGAGAUCAAGGCCCUUAAAGACGCCCAUGCAGCGUUCAAGGCCUCCCUGACCUCGGCUGAGGCUGACUACCAACAGCUGAUCGACCUGGACAGGCAGAUCAAGAGCUACAAGGUCACCAGCAACCCGUACACCUGGUUCACUAUUGAGGCCAUUGAUGACACCUGGAGGAACCUACAGCGCAUCAUUGCAGAGCGCGAGGCAGAGCUGAACAAGGAGAAGGUUCGUCAGGAGGAGAACGACAAACUGCGCCGACAGUUCGCUCAGCACGCCAACGCCUUCCACUCUUGGCUUCAGGAGACCAGGGCCUACCUCCUGGACGGGGCUGCUAUGGUGGAGGAGACCGGAUCUCUGGAGGCCCAGCUAGAAGCAACCAAGCAAAAGUGCCAGGAGAUCCGUGCCCACCGUGCCCAGCUGAAGAAGGUGGAAGACCUGGGAGCAAACAUGGAGGAGCGACUCAUUCUAGACAACAGGUACACUGAGCACAGCACGGUAGGCCUGGCCCAGCAGUGGGAUCAGCUGGACCAACUGGGCAUGCGCAUGUGCCACAACCUGGAGCAGCAGAUACAGGCCAGGAACAAAGUGGGAGUAUCUGAAGAGGCUCUCAAGGAGUUCAGCAUGAUGUUCAAACACUUUGACAAGGAUAAGAGCGGAAAGCUGGACCAUCACGAGUUUAAGUCCUGUCUGCGCUCGCUGGGGUACGACCUGCCUAUGGUGGAGGAAGGAGAACCUGAUCCAGAGUUCCACGCUAUACUCGACACGGUGGAUCCCAACAGGGAUGGUUACGUGUCGCUGCAGGAGUACAUGGCCUUCAUGAUCAGUCGGGAGACAGAGAACGUGCAGACCAGUGAGGAGGUGGAAAACGCCUUCCGGGCGAUCGCCACCGAGGGAAAACCGUACGUCACCAAGGAGGAGCUCUACGCGAACCUGACAAAGGACCAGGCAGAAUACUGCAUCCUGCGUAUGAAACCUUACGUCGACAACCGAGGCCACGAAAUCACCGGCGCGCUCGACUACAUAGACUUUACCCAGUCCCUAUUCGCCAACUAAUUCCCCCAACCCCUUCUUAGCCUAGUAACCAACCUUACAAUGUAUUACCCGCUAUGCUACCGAAUAUAGUUACUCAGUAUGUUAGUCUUAUUGUGCUGUUGCAUGUUUGUUGUGUGUGUGUGUUUACAUUUUACCAUCUUACUGGCCUGGAAAGCUGCCUUGCACAGUUUAUAGCAAGGGUCUGCGUCAUCAAGCCACUACAGUUACGUAGAAAGAAGUUAACACGAGUAGGUAGAAAUUGCUAAGUAAUUGCAAAGUAUGCUACUGAAAUAAGACCCAAUGUUAACCAAUGUAGUUACCCAAGAAUAGGUACCCAACUGCAGUCAUUGAAGUUUAACUAACCUUACUACCAUCUAGCUUUCUCUGCUGAUAGUGAAUGAUAAAAAUAGUAUAUGCAAGAAGUUUGAUUACAAUUAGCAACUGUCAUUACAAUUAGUCAAACCAAUACAAAGUAUUUGAAUUAGAUCUCACCCAAAUACAAGUAGUUCAUAUAUCCAGUAGAGAGACUGUGUGGUUGUACUCUUUGCUAUAGUUAAGACCUAAAUUUGCAAGUGCCCAUGUAACAGUUGGGCAGAGACUUGACCAUAUAGAAAGUCUCCUUGCAGUUUCCGUCAGACCAUUUUGUUAGCUUUGUCUGCAAAGCGAUGCAGUUUUAGAUGUGUGUUUUCAUGAUAGCAUUGAGUGAGGAUUGGUGAUGAAAAAUUGUAGCUCUCGGAGCUGCUGCAUGUUACCGUAUAUCAACAGUGGUGAUUUUGCAAGGAGCUCAAGAAAACUGUAAUUGGAAAAUAAUGAUUGUACACCAGCUUGUUUGAGAAAACUAUACCAUUCCUGAAAUGUUGUCAUGAUUUUAGCAUUAAUCGUCAUUCGUAGAAGUGUAGGAAUUUCGAGUUCUGGUACUUGAAUUUGUUUCAGUUGUUUUCCACUAAGAAGUGUUUCCAUACUUGUGUUUUAUUCCUGAAAUGUGCACACUGUAUGGUUCAAUCUUGUUCACUGUUUGUGGCAUGCUGACAGCACAAUAAAGUAGUAUCACUCCUGA